Benincasa hispida (wax gourd) is the source of this 7680-nucleotide messenger RNA. RefSeq names its product serine carboxypeptidase-like 45. The record is from RefSeq and is a predicted model, not a curated record. Gene Ontology annotation, cellular component: vacuole. NCBI's taxonomy places the organism in Eukaryota, Viridiplantae, Streptophyta, Magnoliopsida, Cucurbitales, Cucurbitaceae. Gene Ontology annotation, molecular function: serine-type carboxypeptidase activity. Gene Ontology annotation, biological process: proteolysis.
AUUUUCGAAAAAUACAAUCUUUUAUGUUUUGGGUGUCACAAAAUGGAUUACUUCUAUUCUAUAUCAGGCCUGCCAAGUAUGAUGGCGAUUUAAAUAUAAGAUUGCCUGCUAUGUGUAUUUCUCCACUAAGCACAAGCAGCCGCAGCACUUUGUAUAGGUCCUUGCCUUAGUUGUCUCUCACUGCCUAAACCAUGCUUUCUUCAACAAGGAAGACCAUGGCAAUGGCUGCUCUUAUUUUUCAUCUUUUCAUUCACAAGGAGGUCGACUCCUUUCAUGCUCAUUCUGACAAGAUUAUUAGUCUUCCAGGGCAGCCCCCUGUGGAGUUUCAUCAGUUUUCAGGUUAUAUUCAUGUAGAUGACCAAAAGCACAGAGCACUGUUUUACUACUUCGUUGAAGCAGAAAUUGACCCUGCUUCCAAGCCUUUGGUUCUCUGGCUGAAUGGAGGGCCUGGUUGUUCUUCCCUAGGAGUUGGGGCAUUCUCAGAAAAUGGACCAUUUAGGCCAAACGGGGAGGUUUUAGAGAAAAAUGAAUAUAGCUGGAACCGAGUAGCAAACAUGCUGUACUUAGAGACGCCCGCAGGAGUUGGGUUCUCUUAUGCUAAUGGUACCGCUUCUCAUGGGGCAAUGGAUGAUAAAGCCACAGCAAAAGACAAUCUCAUAUUCUUGCAAAGGUGGUUCAAUCAGUUCCCUCAUUACAAGCAUAGAGAUCUAUUUCUAACAGGGGAAAGCUAUGCAGUUAUACCAGGUCAUUACAUUCCUCAGCUGGCAAGGCUUAUGACUGAAUUGGACAGGAAGGAGAAGUUAUUUAAUCUGAAGGGAAUUGCACUAGGGAAUCCGGUUUUAGAGUAUGCGACAGACUUCAAUUCAAGGGCAGAAUUCUUUUGGUCACAUGGAUUAAUAUCAGACUCCACUUACAGAUUGUUCACUGCUGCUUGUAACUAUUCCCGAUAUGUUAGUGAGUACUACAGAGACUCAGUCUCGGGGGUUUGUUUGCACGUGAUGACCCAAGUCAACAGAGAAACCAGUAAAUUCGUGGACAAAUAUGACGUUACUCUUGAUGUCUGUAUUCCUUCAGUGCUCUCGCAGAUUAAGUAUUUAAGCCCACAGCAUGUGCGAGAGAGGAUAGAUGUUUGCAUUGAAGAUGAAACUGUUAAAUAUCUGAACCGAGAGGAUGUGAGAAAGGCUCUUCAUGCCCGUCUUGUCGGAGUGCACAAGUGGGCUGUUUGCAGCGAAGUUCUGGACUAUGAGCUUCUCAACCUGGAAAUUCCAACCAUCUCCAUUGUUGGGUCACUUGUCAAAGCGGGCAUACGAAUCUUGAUUUACAGUGGAGAUCAGGAUUCGGUAAUUCCAUUGAUGGGUAGUCGCUUGCUGGUUCAUAGGUUGGCAACAGAGCUGGGUCUUAACACUAGUGUUCCAUACGGUGCCUGGUUCCAGGGAAAGCAGGUAAGUCUGCUAUUUGUCCUCAUUUCGAAUUCCACAAUUCAAUUGAGCAUUUUUCUCUCUCUCUCCCUCUCUCUCUCUCUCUCUCUCAGGUCGCAGGUUGGACCCAAGUUUAUGGCAAUAUCCUUUCGUUUGCAACCAUUCGAGGUGCCUCUCAUGAAGCUCCAUUCUCUCAACCUCAACGGUCACUUAUACUAUUCAAGUCGUUUCUGGAUAACAGGCCUCCACCACAUGUUCUGUGAUGCAGAUUUAAUGUAUAAGUGAAAACCUCAUACAUGCUUGGCAAUGAAAAACUACCAAUUUGCAAUUCACUACUUACUCUUUAACUCUGAUUCCUCUACAUAAAAUGUUGACAAUGUGCUAAAUUAACUGAUACUUGGAAGCUACAAUAUCCAAAUCGCAUAAGGUCAAAAGUUCACUCCUCGGAUGCCUCGCUAACCAAGUAACCAUCCUUAAAAGCACAUUUCCUGGUUCUCCACCUUCAACAGUUUUACAUAACCUCCUACAUUCAGUACAACUGUUGAGGGCAGUCUGUCACGCCCCACAAAAAGUCCCUAAAAUUUUCACAAAAAGUUUCCUAGCAUCAAUCAAGGGGAGCCUUGGAGCCCUGUAAAGUCCAAAAGGAGGCAGGCUUUGACACGCACGCGCCCAAUGCCAAGCGUGCACCCCAGUCGCCUCGCACGUGGGUCCCAAGCACGCACGCCUCUGCUGGACGCCAUCCACACGGCCCUAUCAAUGUGCACACGUGGCCAUGUGCACAUGUUCACCCGAUGCUCAGCAAAUGUCCUAGACGUCUCGCCCAUAUCCUAGGCGAGCCUGGAAGCUUCUAGAGAACGCUGGACAGUACCAGUGCCCACACCAAGAGCCCAGACGGCCCGAGACAGGCCUGGAAGACCAUAGAUGGAGCUAGGGCACGUGAGAAGGGUCUAGACAGUGCUAGCGAUCACUAGACAGACCCAGACACGUCUGGAAAGCUCUAGAUAGACCCAGACACCUCUAGAAGACUCUAGAACGUGUUGGAUGAGUCUGGACAAGGCAGUGAUGGUCAAGGAUGGGAAGAUGCUGAAAGAGUCCGAAAAUGUUUAGAACACUCUAAAAGGCCUAGUAUGUACUUAGAUGCUUGUAAAAAGGCUUAGUAUGGCCCAAGACAUGUCAAAAGGGCUCUAGAAAGAGCCACAACUAACCUCCCUAUGUCGGUUUAAGGCCCUAGGUCAAUGAGGGCACCCUUAUAAAUAGCCCAUUUGUACAAUCAUCGGUUGUAAGCUCAAGCAAUACAACAUCCAUUCUUCCAAACUCUCGUGCCUACUCUUUCCUUGUCCUUUACAAUUUUUCUCGUGCCAUAGCAUAAUUAAAACCUCUUUAAGGCUUACUUGGAGUGUCUUAGCUACUGAGUUCACCCAAGUGCAGCACGAUUGGUUGUUGCAAACAAUAACCACGUGACAGGUGGUAUCAGAGCAACAGUUUUGAGACCUAGGUACCUCUUCACACCCUUGUUGCGCAUGUGGCAACUAAGGAAUCACCAAUUGAACACGUCAUCGAGAGCCCCAUCACUCGAGGACGUAAGGAACAUCACUCCUCAACCAAGUGCUCAAAAUCAAAAGGUCCGACAAUAAGAGAGCACGGUGAUGCUUGCCUUACCAACCUUGAGCAAGGUUUGAAAGAUGUUUAGCUCACUGUUGGUAGGCUAAGCGACAAUUAUGAUGGGUUAGUCCAAGAGAAUGCUAAGAACACCUCGGCAGCCCAAGAUAUGAUCGAGGAGCUUGGACAAACAUUCAAGAGGGAGAUCAGCGCCCUAACAACCAAGGUGGCUGACUUUCGAAAGUUCGUCGAAGGUAAGAUCAACAAACUUUACACUGAAAUAAAUAAUGUUCGAGCCGAAUAUAGGGCACCUUGAAAUGCUAGUGGCCUAACCUCCACUAGCAAUACUCCCGCUGCAUCCAGUGCAUCCGGCCUUAAGGUGCCCAAGUCGGACACCUAUAAUGGCACUCCUAAUGCCGCGAUGGUAAAAAAUUUCUUGCGUGGGCUCGAGCAAUACUUUGAAGUUCUAGGGGUGUUUGAUGAUAAUGCACGAAUAAGCAACGCACCGACGUUCCUAUGUGAUGCUGCCCAAUUAUGGUGGCGAAGGAAACAUGCUGAACAUGAAUGAGGGUUAUGUAAUAUCAGUACGUGGGAACAAUUCAAAAUGGAGCUUUGAAAGCACUUUGUCCCUCAUAAUGCCGAUGUGGAGGUACGGGGCAAAUCGAGACGACUAAGGCACACCGGUAGCAUCCUUGACUAUGUCAAGGAGUUUACCACCCUCAUGCUUGAGAUAGACGAUCUUUCUGAAAAGGAUGCCCUCAUCCACUUUAACGAUGGCUUGAAGGAUUGGGCUAGGGUAGAGCUGGAUAGGAGAAAUGUCCAGACACUUGACGAUACUAUUGCUAAGUGCUUGUUGAUUACUCCUCUCAAAGCAAUGGGAAGAAUCCUAGUCCAAGUAAAAGUGAGGGAAACAAGGCACACCAACGAAAAGAUCAUCACAAGAAGGAUGGGGAGAGCUCAAAGGCCUUCCACAAGCAUAAGAAGCCCCACAAUGGGAAUAAAGGUCGGUCCUCUAAACCUCCUAAACCAUGCUUUAUUUGUGAUGGGCCCCAUCGAACAAGAGAUUGUCCAAAUCGAAAAGCUAUGAAUGCCCUCGUGGCUAAGCUUAACAAAAGAAAUUAAGAUGCGAGGGAGUCUGAAGCCAUAAUGGGGUCGCUCCAACAACUGGCUACCCUUCCAAAGAGCCUUUCCUAAAACGAAGGAAAAGAUAGUGGUCUACUCUAUGCCGAUGCAUCAUUGAAUUAGAAGGCUGUGACGAACAUGCUCGAUACUGGUGCCACACAUAAUUUCAUGGAUGAACAAGAGACUUGGCCUGAGCUUCAAAAAAGAACAUGGAACCAUCAAGACUGUCAACUCGGGAGCCAAGCCUAUAAGGGGCAUAGCCAAGAACGUCCUAGCCAAGGUCGGUGACUAGCAAGGUACGCUAGACUUUACUGUUGUGCCCAUGGAUGACUUCAAAAUAGUCCUUGGUCUAGCAUUCUUUCAUAGUGCCUUGGCCUUUCCUAUUCCUUUCUCGAAGUCCCUGGUAAUAUUAGAUGAACAUAUGUUCCGAGUGGUCCCCUUGAGGAGUAAGGAGAGAUCCGCCAAUAUGAUCUUUGGCUUACAAUUCAAAAGAGGGAUCUCAAAGAGUCAAAACUACAUGAUAGCUUCGGCAAGGGACCUUCGAGAUGAGGAAGAAGAAAGCCCGAGCCAACCUCCUGUGUCGACAUGCAUAUAAGAAGUCCUUGAUGAAUACAAGGAUGUAAUGCCCACCGAGCUGCCCAAGAAAUUGCCACAAGACAUGAGGUAAACCACGAGAUAGAGUUGGAGCCAGGCACAAGGCCUCCAGCCAUGGACCCCUAUUGCAUGGCCCCACCAGAGCUUGAGGAGUUGAAGAAACAGUUAAAAGAUUUACUUGAUGCAGGUUAUAUUCAACCCUCAAAAGCACCCUAUGGUGCCCCGGUGCUCUUUCAAAAGAAGAAAGAUGGUUCCUAUGUAUCGAUUAUAGGCACUCAACAAGAUCACUGUCAAGAACAAAUACCCAAUACCCUUGAUAGUAGAUCUCUUUGACCAACUUGAUAAGGCUCGGUACUUCAGCAAGAUAGACCUACGGUCAAGAUACUACCAGGUGAAGAUCAAAGUGGGAGACGAAGCCAAGACCACGUGCAUGACACGGUACGAUGCCUAUGAGUUCCUAGUCAUGCCAUUUGGUCUGAUCAAUGCGCCAGCCACCUUCUGCACACUUAUGAACAAGUUGUUCCACCCAUUCUUAGAUCGCUUCGUGGUGGUUUACUUGGAUGAUAUUGUGAUGUACAGUCAAACCCUUGAGGAACAUGUGCAGCACCUGAAACAGGUCUUCCAUGUACUCCGCGACAACAAGCUAUACAUCAAUAGGGAAAAAUGUCCAUUUGCUCAGCUGGGGGUGGAAUUUCUUGGACAUUGGAUAAAAGAUGGGAAGCUGAUGAUGGACAUAGCCAAGGUACGUGCCAUACAAGAAUGGAAACCUCCUACUAAGAUACCUGAGUUGCAUUCCUUUUUGGGCUUUGUAAAUUACUAUAGACGGUUCAUCAAGGGUUAUUCGAUCAUAACUGCCCCCCCUUACCAAUCUGUUGAAAAAGAAUCAACCUUGGGAUCAGUCAAGAAGAGUGCCAAAAAGUCUCUGAAUACCUCAGAGAAGCUGUUUCAUAGGAACUAGUCAUGAUACUUCCAGACUACUCCAAACCCUUUGAGGUGCAUACUGAUGCAUCUGACUAUGCCAUUGGUGUCGUAUUAAUGCAAGAAGGGCACUUAGUUGCAUAUGAAAGUCACAAGCUGAAUGAGAUAGAGCGGCGCUAUACUGUCCAAGAGAAAGAGAUGACGUCCAAGAGAAGGAGAUGACGGCUAUCAUUCAUUGCUUGUGAACUUGGAGGCACUAUCUACUUGGAUGUCAAUUCACUGUGUUGACCGAUAACAUUGCCACAAGGCACAAGCUACUUUCAAAUACAAAAGAAAUUGACACCAAAACGGGCUCGAUGGUAAGACUUCUUGGCAGAAUUUGACUACAAGCUUAAGUAUAAACUAGGACGGGCCAACGUAGUAGCUGAUGCACUCAGCUGUAAAGCUGAGCUUGCUCCUCUUACCAGCAUGCCCACAACCAACUUCCUUGAUAGAAUCAAGGAAGGGAUGGAUCGAGAUGCCAUGGCUAAAAGCCUACUCAGACUGCUGUAGUAAUGGAGUUUGAAAAGAAGAUUGAUGAAAUAUUGGUAGAUCGGAAGAUAAGAAAGAGAGGAGUCCCAAGUUAGACAUAAUACUUGGUGAAAUGGCAGGGCUUGCCAGAGAGCGAAGCUAGCUGGGAACGAGAAGACUUGUUGUGGCAAUUCGAGGAUGACAUCAGGAGAUAUCGGGAGAAUAGUGCAAUGGGAACAUUGCGAAAUUAAGUGGGGGAAGGUGUCACGCCCCGCAAGAAGUCCCUAAAAUUUUCACAAAAAGCUCCCUAGCAUUAGCCAAGGGGGAGCCUUGGGGCACCGUAAAGUCCAAGAGGAACGCAGGCUUUGACACGCACGCAUGCCAUGCCAGGUGCGCACCCCAGUCGCCUCGUGCAGAGGUCCCUGCACGUGUGGCCCUAUCAAUGGCGCGCGCGUUCGCUCGAUGCUCAGCGAAUGUCCUAGACGUCUCGCCAUGUCCUAGGCAAGCCUAGAAGCUUCUAGAGAACGUUGGACAGUACCAGCGCCCAUGCCAAGCACCCAGACGGCCUGAGACAAGCCUGGAAGGCCAUAGAUGGAGCUGGUGCACGCGAGAAGGGUCUAGACAGAGCUAGCGAUCGUUAGACAGACCCGGACACGUCUAGAAAGCUCUAGACAGACCCGAACACCUAUGGAAGAGUCUAGAACAUGUUGGAUGAGUCUGGACAAGGCAGUGACGGUCAAGGAUGGGAAGGUGCUGGGAGAGUCCGAAAAUGUCUGGAACACUCUAAAAGGCCCUAAUAUGUACUUAGAUGCUUGUAGAAAGGCUUAGUAUGGCCCAAGAAAUGUCGAGAAGGCUCUAGAAAGAGCCACAACCGAGCUCCCUAGGUCGGUGGGGAGGCCCCAUUUGUACAAUCAUCGAUUGUAAGCUCAAGCAAUAUAACAUCCAUUCUCCCAAACUCUCGUGCCUACUCUUUCCUUGUCCCUUUCAAUUUCUCUCGUGCCAUAGCAUAAUUAAAACCUCUUUUAGGCUUACUUGGAGUGUCUUAGCUACUGAGUUCACCCAAAUGCCACACGAUUGGUUGUUGCAAACAAUAACCACGUGACAGGUCGCUUAGAAAUGUGUCUAACACUUAUGGCUGAAUAACCGAACCUAAAAGCACAUCAGUCCAUGAAAGAACUAGUUAAACAAAAUCUUCCAAAAUAUAACCAUCCCAAAGUCAGUCUACCCCAAAGCCACAUCCAGAGGUCCAUAAAUUAGGUAAGGCACACGGCUAUUACACUGGGUGCAAAGAAGCAUAAUCAAUAAAUAAUUGAAUAUAUAUAUAUAUCAUAUAAUAUUGCAAAGCUUAAACAAAUGAUGCUAAGCCCCGGUCAUUGAUAGUGGAUAGUGGAUGGAAAAAAUACAUAUAAUAUUUAAAUCAAUAUAAAACAGCCUCGUGAAGAAAAUGAGCUAACAAAUGAUGCUAAGCCCCGGUCAUUGAGCAAGCCACUCGAUCUAGAAGACGCUAUUCAGGUACAAG